Molecule: messenger RNA, 618 nt
Organism: Trichechus manatus latirostris (Florida manatee)
Lineage: Eukaryota; Metazoa; Chordata; Mammalia; Sirenia; Trichechidae
Product: keratin-associated protein 27-1
Exons: 1
Coding region: 1-618 (205 amino acids)
Cellular component (GO): keratin filament
Molecular function (GO): structural molecule activity
Source: RefSeq, a predicted model, not a curated record
AUGUCCCACAGCUACUGCCGUUCACUCAGGGGCUUCUAUAAUGUCCCACCACUGUCUGCCAUCGUACAUGGCACUGACCCUAUAAUUUUUGAAGAUGGAUUUUGUUUACCCAGCUGCUGCCAUGGCAGAACCUGGCUCCUGGACAACUUUCAAGAAGCCUGCAGUGAAACCACCAGUUACCAACUGAAGAAGUGUAAGCAGAACUUGUGCACAGAGGACAGCUGUGUGCAAAGCGCCUGCCUCCCCAGAGUUGUGCAGAUAACGAGUACUAAUUCCAGGCCCUGUGAAAGGACAACAUGCCAAGCAGGAGCCGCUUCAGCAGCGUCAGAGUGGGUUCCCCAGUCUUGCCAGUCAGAAAGCAGCCAGCAAAUGGGCUGCGUAGUUUGGAGGUGCCAGCCUGCGAGCUACAUGGCAAGGAGUUGCCCAACCAAGACUUAUGUGUCUAAGAAUCGCCAAACUCUGGAAUGUGAAUUCAGGCAAAGCCAGUUUCAGGAACCUGAAUCUAGCUCCUAUAGACCUUUGGUCUAUGUCUCACCUGAGCCACAACUCCUGGAAUCUUCUAGCACUUAUGAACCAACUUGCUGUGUUACGGGUGGUUUGCAAUUACCUAGUAAGUGA